CGAAUGAAGUAACACCUACAAGAGUCUACAUGCUGAACACCUCAAUGCUGAAUUGAUCGGUGAAACAUUUUUUUCCCCUUUUCUUUUUCUUUUGCCAUCCAAGUUUUUGCCUCGGGAGGAGCAACUCAGAGGAGGUCGACAAGCUUGAACCAGACAACUCCGACAAAACUAAAAAAGUUUGAGGAUGCCGCACAAAAGGAGAACCCACGGUCACCACAGAGACGCGAAACAGUCGCAGCCGAGUCAGGCAACACCCAAACCGACACCUCAGGUCUCUGCUGGGAAGCCUGCGCAGUUCGAGAAGGCAUCAUCAGGAUCUGCCAUGGCUGCAAAGCCUGGGAUGGUUGCCACAGCAACAGGCGAUGCUACAGGAAGUGGGCCGGCAGCAGGGAAACAGACGGCUAAAGCUAAACCAGAGACUGCAUCUCAAGUCAAGGGCAAGGCUACAGUUCCUUCUCCUACAGCUGGAUCAGCAGCUGUCUCUGGUACGACAGCAGCAGCAUCCUCUACAAAACCUAAAGAGUCGCCCAAAGACUCGGCCAAGGUUCAGGUGGAAGUUUCUUCUGCAGCACCAGUAGCCAAACAGGCUCCUGCUGCAGAUCCAUUUGACGCCUUGGCCAGCAGCCUACCAACAUCUGACCCUGUUACCCCCUCACAGCCUUCUUUCACUGGGCCAGAGGUCAAAGAGCAUGACAUCACACCUGAGAAAGGUCAGAGGUGUGGAGACAGAGAGUCCACGCUGCCUCCAGGCUACAGAUCUGAAAAUGUGACUCCACCUACUGCAAAUAUUCAACAACAACCCAAGGAUGUGCCUAAACCAUUGAGCACAGACGACGCCCUGGAGUCUCUUUCAGCGGGUUUCACGACAUCCACUGCCCCACCCGCAGCCCAAAAGCAGGAGAAAAAUGUAACUCCUGCUAAAGCUUCUCCUGUUGCUGUGUCUCCUUCACCUCCUGCUGAUAAAAAACCCAAGAUGGAGAAAGUUUCAGAUAAUUUCUCACUGAAAACUGCAGAAGCAUCACCUCCCGUUGUGAAAGCUGCUCCUCCUGCUGUUUCUGUGAGUCAGGUUCCCCCCCCUGAGAAGAAGAACAAGGUGGAGAAAGUACCUACUAAGGCUGGCCCACCUCCUGCUGCCUCCACGGGUGGCUCCCCACCUCUUGAUGCUCUCAGCGCUCUUAGUGACACGUUGCCCGUGGACAAGCCAAAACCAGAAUCUCCCAAACUCAGACCUGAAGAUUUUGUCUCGGAGAAGAUCACAGCGGAAAAGGGUGUGCGUGUUGGAGAGAGGGAGGACACUCUUCCUCCAGGCUACAGGUUCAAUAAGGAAGAUCUAAAAAAGCUACCUGCACCUGAACCUGAGCCCUCUAUGGAGUCAGGUGAUGCUCUGGACAUUUUAUCAGGUGACUUCAUGACCUCAUCAGCUGCUCCCACUGUUCAAGCUCCUGUUGUGUCCUCAUCCGCUGCACCUGUACAGAAAGCUCCUGCUCCUCCUGCUGGUAAGAAAGAUGCAACAAAAACCUCUUCUGGUGAUUUUUCUCUGGAGGAAGGACUGUCUGCUUCUACUGCCAAGAAAGUGAAAUCUCAUGCGCCUCCUCCUGUGGCUGUGUGUCCCAUUCCUCCUGAUGCUAAAAAAGCAGCAGGAGGGAAAGCAAAGCCUGAUAAGGAUGACUCUGAUGCUUUCAGCGCUCUAAGUGACACGUUGCCAGCAGCCGAUAAACCAAAACCUGAACCCCCCAAACUCAAACCUAAGGAUGUUGUGGAGGAGGACAUCAAGGCGACGGAGGGUGUGACUACUGGAGGGAACAAGUGUCCUCUUCCUCCAGGUUACAGGUUUGAUAAGGAAGAUCUCAAAGACAUACCUGCACCUGAACCUGAGCCCAGCCUGGAUCCAGGUGAGGCUCUGGACUUUCUGUCUGGAGACUUUACCUCAUCCUCAGUAGCUCCAUCAGUCCAAGCUCCUGUAGCCCCUAAAGACCUUCCUGCACAGAAAAAAAAGGAAUCUUCAGCUGUGGACCUUCUUUCUGCAGAUGUGGUGGCUUCAUCUAAAGCUUCUGCAGUUCAGGCAUCUGCUCCUGCUCCCAAUAAGCAGAAACCAGAGAAAACGGUGUGUCCUAUGGAGCAACACAUCACACCUGACGUCCUCCCUGCUUUACCACAACAAACAAAACCCAAGGAGAAGAAGGAUGACUCUGAUGCUUUCAGCGCUCUAAGUGACACGUUGCCAGCAGCCGAUAAACCAAAACCUGAACCCCCCAAACUCAAACCUAAGGAUGUUGUGAAGGAGGACAUCAAGGCGACGGAGGGUGUGACUACUGGAGGGAACAAGUGUCCUCUUCCUCCAGGUUACAGGUUUGAUAAGGAAGAUCUCAAAGACAUACCUGCACCUGAACCUGAGCCCAGCCUGGAUCCAGGUGAGGCUCUGGACUUUCUGUCUGGAGACUUUACCUCAUCCUCAGUAGCUCCAUCAGUCCAAGCUCCUGUAGCCCCUAAAGACCUUCCUGCACAGAAAAAAAAGGAAUCUUCAGCUGUGGACCUUCUUUCUGCAGAUGUGGUGGCUUCAUCUAAAGCUUCUGCAGUUCAGGCAUCUGCUCCUGCUCCCAAUAAGCAGAAACCAGAGAAAACAGUGUGUCCUAUGGAGCAACACAUCACACUUGACGUCCUCCCUGCUUUACCACAAGAAACAAAACCCAAGGAGAAGAAGGAUGACUCUGAUGCUUUCAGCGCUCUAAGUGACACGUUGCCAGCAGCCGAUAAACCAAAACCUGAACCCCCCAAACUCAAACCUAAGGAUGUUGUUACAGAGGAAAAAGUCAUAAAGGAGAAAGGUGUGAUAGUUGGUGAUCGGGAUGACACGCUUCCUCCAGAAUACAGACGUAAUAAAGAGGAGCCCAAAGAGAAGCCUGCUCUAAAACAAGACAAUUCUGUGGAUGACAAAACAGUGGAGGACUUCCUUUCUGCGGACUUCUCUGCUCCCGCCCAGCCUCCUGCACCACUUCCUUCAACCACGACAAAGCUGGAGCCCCCUGAGCUGCACUCAGAGCCCCUGAAGCCAAUGGCUGGUGGCACUCUGGACUCUUUGGCUGGCACGCUGCUACCAGAAGGACUCCAGGCCAAAACUAAAACGGAGCAGCUGAAGAGUAAGAACAAGUCAAAGACUAAAAGCAAGUCAAAGUCUAAAACGCAAGCUGAAGCGGAGGCGUUUGCCGCUGACCUGCUUUCAGCUCAGCUCACCUCAGAUGUUGUGGCCACAAAAAAGGAAGGCAAGAGCUAGUUCACCUGAUUGGGGGCGUGGUCUGUCCUCCAGGGCACAGAGGGCACAUCAUUGGCGGAACUGCUUUUUGCGUAGUAAUUCUAUUUUCUAAGCUGUCACAAAUGUACUUGGGUUCCCCAACACAUUUGUAGGUGCCACCUUAGUUUUUCUAUCACAGAGUUCAGGUAUUUUCGAGUUCAUAUGAGAUUUUAGGUCUUUCACAACAGCCCAGGCAGAAAAGAUGAGUGACGAAAGAACAAAUUGUGUUGAAAGGUGGGAGUAUAAAACAAAUAUAUUUCUAGAGCUGCAAAUCUUGCAUCUACAUCUCAGAUGGCAAUCUUAAGUGACACACUAAUAUGACAACACACCGGUUAUGUCAGCACGGUGGGGCUGUGGUGUAUGGGGUGGGGGGCUGUCAGCACGUGUGGGAGCAGUAUGGAGUGUGUGUGUGUGAGUGUGUGUUUUGUGUCGGAAUGUUUGUGCAAUCUUAAUGUUGUGCUCAGAUGUCGUUGAGAGACUAAUGUACAGCAGAGUUUGCAUAUAUAUUUUGAACAAAGCUAUUAUUUCGUGUGGAGGAUAUCCGGGAUUCGUUCUCCUGCUGUCGAAAGAAAAACAUCUGUCCAAGAAAGGGUCUGUUGUAUCUGUGAAGCCUUACAGAGAAACACUCAGCAAGUGCACUUUGUAAAAUCAAGAUUUCUUUUACAGGCAUUGUAAACUGCCUCUGUUUACAGUUUUGCAGAACACAACACUGUAAAAUCUGCAGGUUUAUUUGUGUAAUUAAUAUUAAGAGACACUUUAGUGGAAAAACAUACAAACUGUAAGCUUCAAGAUAAUUGGCAAAUCUUUAAGGUGCAAGGGAAAUGUAAGUGUUUGUGUGUUAAAAUAAGAAUAAAAAAAAAUUGUUCUUCUUGUACCGAUGCGUGGUUUCCCACUCGGCUUACGGUUGAAGCAACCCACUUCCUUUUGACAAAUGUUUAAACAAAUGUCUGUUUAUCAAAUACAGUUUUGUUCCAAAAACCUUAUUGUGACUGAUGGGUAAGCAACAGAUUGUUAUUAUAUGUGCAAAAGAUACAAACUAAUAAAGGACAUCACAACUCACUACAUCA
Oryzias latipes (Japanese medaka) is the source of this 4356-nucleotide messenger RNA. It is a transcript of the gene cast, whose product is annotated as calpastatin. The record is from RefSeq and is a predicted model, not a curated record. Lineage: Eukaryota; Metazoa; Chordata; Actinopteri; Beloniformes; Adrianichthyidae. Gene Ontology annotation, cellular component: cytoplasm. Gene Ontology annotation, molecular function: calcium-dependent cysteine-type endopeptidase inhibitor activity.